CCCCGCUUCCCGCCCGCUCAAACGGCCAUUGUUUUUCGAGUUUCAUCCGCAGCCACAGUGCAAAAUAGGUUUAUCAAUUUAAUUUAAGUGUUAAAGUAGUUCUAAAGUGUUGUUUUAAGUCGCGCCCAGACCAGCGCAUGCCCCGCCAGCGAAUGCUCCACACAGAUGUCCUUGUGGGAGAAACGGGACACGAGUUUUCAUUGAUGUGAUUUCUAGGUUUACGUCUCGCCAAAGUACGAAAAUACAUCAUCGGAAGUUGCAGCUGCACUCUACGAAUUCACAACUAGAUCCAAGAUGCAACACAACGUACACGCCGCCCGACCAGCGCCACACAUUCGUGCUGCCCACCAUCACAGCCACACCCACAACCACAGCCACGGUCAUGGCCACAUGCAGCUACACCCUGGUAUGGAGCAGCACUUGGCGCCACAGGGACCACACCGCGAUCAUCAUCAUGCACGCUUGAAUCAUAUCCACAUUCAACAGCAGCAGCAGCAACAACAGCAGCAGCAGCAGCAACAGCAGCAGCCGACGCCGACGAAUCCCGCUGCUGGGGCUGCCUACCAUCACGGCAACACUUCCGGCAACAGCAACACAACCAGCAACACCAGCAAUACCAAUCAGAUGCAAAAGAUUCGUCAGCAGCACCAGCAUCUGAGCAAUAGCAACGGACACCUUGGUAGCCAGCCGCCACAGGGCUUUAGCCACAAUCACCUGGCUGCCAACCCGGCUGCCCUGGCCUACAACCAGCUUCCGCCCCAUCACCACCCGCCGCCACCGCCGCCUCAUCACAUGGCUGCCCAUCUGGGCAGCUAUGCCGCUCCCCCGCCCCACUACUACAUGAGCCAGGCCAAGCCCUCGAAGUACGGACACUACCCCAGCAAUGGCACCAGCAACAACGUCACCAACAACAGCGGGGGCACCUAUGCCCCUAAAGCCAUUCUGCAGAAUACGUUUAGGAACACCAAGGUGGCUCCACCCCCAGCGGUGGCCCCUGCAAUCCACCCAGAAGCAGUCGAAGCCCCUGUUCAGGUUAGCAACAACAGCAGCAGCAUCAGUCACCCCAGCAACACCAACACCACCAGCAAGGUCAAUGAUCCCCCGAUUGAGGAAGACACUUUACUCGAAGCGGAGACCACAGAGGAAUCACCUCCCUCGUUGGACGGCUGCAGCAGCACCGAACACAUAGACGCCGCCGGCACAAUACACAACGAAGAGAGUGGCAGUUCCACACGCGGCGCCAAGGACAAGACGCCCAUGUGCCUGGUCAACGAGCUGGCCAGGUACAACAAGAUCACUCACCAGUACAGACUGACAGGAGAGCGCGGACCUGCGCACUGCAAGACCUUCACUGUCACCUUGAAGCUAGGCGAGGAGGAGUACUCGGCGGACGGGUUCAAGAUCAAGAAGGCGCAGCACUUGGCUGCCAGCAAGGCUAUCGAGGAGACCAAGUACAAGCACCCUCCGCCCAAGAUCCGGCGCAGCGAUGAGGGCAGCAGUACGCGAACCCAUAUCACGCCCACAGUUGAACUGAACGCCCUGGCCAUGAAGCUGUGCCAGCGCACCUACUAUCUGCUGGAUCCAACGCAGAUCCCGCCGGCGGACCCUAUGCUCCUGCCGGAGUAUGGUGCGACCCCGCUGCUGCCGACGCCGGGUCCUGGAAUGCCGCCUCAGGCACCGCCGCCGGCGUAUGCUUUGCGGCAAAGACAUGGCAACGGAUUCGUUCCUAUACCCUCGCCACCAAUGCAUCCGCAUGGCUUCUACCAUGGUCCCGGCCAGCGACCGUUUCCCCCGAAAUUCCCUUCGCGCUUCGCCCUGCCGCCACCGCUGGGCGCCCACAUGCUGCAUGGCCCGAACGGACCUUACCCUCCCCUGCCCACAGUACCCAGCAAGAUCACACUGUUUGUGGGCAAGCAGAAGUUCGUGGGCAUCGGGCGUACCCUGCAGCAGGCCAAGCACGAUGCGGCUGCCAGGGCGCUGCAGGUGCUUAAGACGCAGGCGAACUCUGCUUCUGAGGAGGCUCUCGACGACUCGAUGGACGAGGGCGAUAAGAAGUCGCCCAUUUCUCAGGUGCACGAGAUCGGAAUCAAGCGGAGCAUGACCGUGCACUUCAAGGUCCUGCGAGAGGAGGGUCCCGCGCACAUGAAAAACUUCAUAACGGCAUGUAUCGUGGGCUCCAUCGUUACCGAGGGCGAGGGCAACGGCAAGAAGCUCUCCAAGAAGCGCGCCGCCGAGAAGAUGCUUGUCGAGCUACAGAAACUGCCGCCACUAACGCCUACCAAACAGACUCCCCUAAAGAGGAUCAAGGUGAAAACAUCGGGUAAGACGGCCGGAACAGCUGCAGGAGGGGCAUCAACAGGUGCAGCAGGAGCAGCAGCAACAGGACCCGAAGCGGCUACCCUGGCGGUCAAGACGGAGAGGCGUAAGCGCCUGAAUGUGGCCAUUAAGGAGAAGCCAGUGGAGUUGGACGAUGCUGAGAAUCCCAUCACGAAGGUAAUCCAGCUGCAGCAGAUGCGCAAGGAGAAGGAGCCCAUCUUCGAGCUGAUAGCCAAGAAUGGAAACGAAACAUCGCGACGACGCGAAUUCGUCAUGGAGGUCUCCGCCAGCGGCAGUACAGCCCGAGGAACAGGCAACAGCAAGAAGCUGGCCAAGAGGAAUGCGGCACAGGCUCUUUUGGAACUGCUGGAAGCUGCCGAUCCCACUCCCAGUAAUGAAACCCAGCCAACCGGCGAGGGCAGCUCCACGGCCACCGUGUCGGUGGUCACAGCGCCUUCGAUAGAAACAACUGCAGGCGGCGAAGUGCCCAUGAUCUCCACGCCUGCGGGACCCAUGCCGGGCAUUCUAAUUUUGCGACAAAACAAGAAACCAGCGAAAAAGAAGGACCAGGUUCUGACUGCCAAGGCCAAUAUGGAGUCAAAGGAGGAGGAGACCAAAAAGGAUACAGCUGCGGCCACAGAGAAUAACAGCAGCAACAACAACAACAGCAGUAGCAGCAGCAGCAGCAGUAGUAGUAGUGGUAGCAGUGUUAGUGGCAGCAACGAUUCCCAAGCCACUGAGGCGGCCAGUGAGAGUGUGUUGAACACCUCAAGUGGCAGCAACACCAGCGGUGUGAGCAGCAACAGUAGCAAUGCCAGUGCACCCACCACCAGCAGCAGUGUCGGCAAUAAUAGCAAUGCCCAGAGUGCCGGAGUUCAUAUGAAGGAGGAACUAUUGUACCUCAGCAAGUUGCUGGAAUUCGAGGUCAACUUCUCGGACUAUCCCAAGGGCAAUCACAACGAGUUCCUGACCAUUGUGACCCUGUCCACGAAUCCACCACAGAUCUGUCAUGGGGUUGGUAAGAGCUCCGAUGAAUCGCAGAACGAUGCGGCCCGCAAUGCUUUGAAAAUCCUCAGUGAACUGGGCCUCAACAAUGCCAAGAAAUAAUCACAAAUAGGUUGAAGGACCCGCCAACUUAAGCCCUAUUAACUGCAAUUUUUGUUGUUGCACAUAUGCAAGAGAAAAGCAAAGCAAAAAACAAACGAAAUACCCGUCCACAAAGCAAACCUUAAACAAAAAUCCAAAAACCAAGCUGUGUGCAAAUUCAAAAAAAAAAAAAAAGAAAGAAAAAAGUGAAACAAUUGAAGAGGAAACAGUACUUUUUGAAAUAGCAAAUUAUUAGUUAAUACCUAUUUAUUUAUUUAUGUGCAAGUUGUGCAAACUGGUGUUAUUAUUUUAUUUAUUUGUUGUUGAGAAUUGAUUAUCGAAUCGAACUGAAAAUAUAAUCGAAAUCGAGCACUGAACAGAGCCCCGAAAACGUUAAUCCAAAUCGAGAAUCGAACAAUAACUAGCCUUAAAAAUGCCCCAACAAAAUACUGAAUGCAGAAGCAUAUGUUUGCAGCAAAUACAUAUGCCUAAAGUUGUAAGAUUAAAGCUGAAAUGUUGCAAGCUCAAUAUAACCACUUGAAUUGAAUUGAUGAACAAAGGACUAUUGAUACCUCUUAGUUGCAUGCGGCGAACGCUUUCAAAAAUAAAUACAAAAUUUCUUAGCACCCACAGAGUGCAGGACAAAAUUUGUAGAACAGAGUCAGAGUCAGAAGUCGGAGAAGAACCAGAACGUGAACGUGAACAAAUUUUUGAUUUAUUUUUCAAAGCAACACUACCAUUAACCGCUUGUGGUCGAAUGCUUGAUGAAACUCGUCGAAUAAUGAAUCUAUUAUACUUAUAUUAUAUUAAGUGUUAAGCUUAAGCAUCGGCGAUUGUCGAGAAUGUCGCAUACACCAUGCACCUGUCAAUAGGCCCAGAUAUCCAGCAAAGAUUUCGGAAACAGAGAUGCCAAAAAUUUUGCUAGAAUUUGCAGCUGGACAGGACAUGACAUGGCAGGCGAUAUACACGCUGAAACUUAAAUAAUAAAAUACAAUUUACAUAAUCGUUAUAAUUAUAAUUAUGAAUGUUUAAAAAGCCAUUUUUGUAAAUGUUCAGCUUUUGGCUAGUACUCUCAAGCAGCUAAAAGCUGAACAUCCUUAUGAAUAAUGAAUCGUGUUGUUUAAUCUACUAUGUUUUGUCCCCAAUUUACAUAUAUUUUUUGUUUGUUUUGUGCACCGUUUUAUCUUAGCUAUGUUUCUUCCAAAACCCACCCAUAUAUCCUCAUACACAUACAUAUAUAUAUUUAUUUAUAUAUAUAUAUAUAAGGAAGUCGAAAUUUCAGUACAAUAGUUUUUAAAUGCUUUCGCCCGUUGUCGCCAAGUCGUCCCUUAAACAGCACCAGUUGAUUAAGCGUUAAGUUGCAUUAUGUAAAAUGUAUUUUGUCUAAGCAAUCGCGUCGGCAACAAUGUGCAUGAUUCGCGCUUUGCGAUCCUAUCCUAUAUACUAAGUGUAAGCCCCAAGCGAAUUGUUACCGUUGAACAAAAUUGAAAGUCAUACCCAGUAUUAAAUGUAUAGAUAAGGGCAAUAACAAUCAGCAACACCCCCAACAAAUAUUAGACAACAACUCUGGACAACAUCGUGCACAUUGUUUGCUUCACACAAAAGCUGUUCAUUUUGUUAGAAGAUUUUGCAGACUCCAUUAUGGUGGAUGGUUCCGAGAUCGAAGAAUGAGAAGCUCAACGCAUGCUUUGCAAAAUCUUCACAAAAUUGAUUGAAAUUGUUAAUUUUAAAGUGAGAUUUAUUCACACUAACAAGAGAACAGAGAGCGUGAAGAUCUUUUUAAAAAAAAAAACACCAAAUAAAGGCAUAGGAAGUAAAGAAUGCGCAUUAGGAGAGAACACAUUUAUUAGUCUUAAGCCCCACAGAACAACAACCCCCAGAAAACAGUCACUCAUUUAGUUUUGUCUUUAUCUGUAACGCGACAUACAUCCAUGUUAUAUAUCGUAAACAUUAUAAUAUAAAACAAAAACAACCUAUAAUGAAACUAUGUAAAAUGUAAUUAUACAAAUAAACAGUGAAAUAAAGUUGAA
Molecule: messenger RNA, 5432 nt
Organism: Drosophila bipectinata
Lineage: Eukaryota; Metazoa; Arthropoda; Insecta; Diptera; Drosophilidae
Gene: stau
Product: double-stranded RNA-binding protein Staufen
Biological process (GO): protein localization to synapse; intracellular mRNA localization; germ cell development
Cellular component (GO): plasma membrane; neuron projection; neuronal cell body
Molecular function (GO): double-stranded RNA binding; mRNA binding
Source: RefSeq, a predicted model, not a curated record